AUGUCGGAGAAAUCGAUAUCAGAAAAUAGAAUGCUGGUGUUUGUUCCUCCACAUCCACUGGUCAAGCACUGGGUUGCUGUUCUUAGAAAUGAGCAGACUCCUUGCCCCAUCUUUAAAAAUGCCAUGGCUGAGUUAGGGAGGCUGUUUAUGUAUGAAGCAUCAAGGGAUUGGCUUCCUACUAUAACAGGGGAGAUUCAGUCACCAAUGGGUGUUACCUCUGUAGAAUUUAUUGAUCCAAGGGAACCGGUUGCGAUUGUUCCUAUCUUGAGAGCUGGUCUUGCUCUAGCAGAACAUGCAUCAUCCACUGAUAUGGUAAACUGGGAUCACUGGUGGAGCCUGAAGUUACUCUCAAGAUUUUGUUGAGGGAAUAGUUGAUAUGAUCGAGCCGUUGAUGUUGGGAGCCAAAGAUUAUGUUGUUUU
Camellia sinensis is the source of this 420-nucleotide messenger RNA. The record is from RefSeq and is a predicted model, not a curated record. NCBI's taxonomy places the organism in Eukaryota, Viridiplantae, Streptophyta, Magnoliopsida, Ericales, Theaceae.